GAGGGUCGUUGCUACCCAUCCGCGUCUGAGAGUUAAUGCAUAUUGAUGAGGGAGGCUGAGCCCACGGCUCGUUCAGGCUCUCUGCAAAGAGGAGAGGCAGUCCAGUGACUAGGGAACAGCGCGCGGUGUUCCUCCCGCAUAGGCAGCUGCCGGCCGGUUCCUCUAGCCGAAUUGGUUUUCCUUCCUUCCCUCCAUCACUUGGGGCCUACCGGAUGGGAUGCUGAGGUGAGCGGAGUAUUGCCAGCACGCUCAGAGGCCAUCCUUCUUCCAUUUGCCAAUCCAACAUGGAAGCCCCUCUUGUAAGCCUGGAUGAAGAGUUUGAAGAUCUGAGGCCAUGCUACAUAGCGGAUAGGGAAGAGAAAGCUCAUUAUUUUUAUGGCUCUUCAGCUCAGCACUUGGAGGAUCCUUCUCUUUCUGAGCUUGAGAACUUCUCUUCUGAGAUCAUCAGCUUCAAGUCCAUGGAAGAUUUGGUCAAUGAAUUUGACGAGAAGCUCAAUAUUUGCUUUCGGAAUUACAAUGCCAAAACAGAGAACUUGGCUCCCGUGAAGAACCAUUUCCAGAUCCAGGAAGAAGAGGAGAAUCUGCAGGAUGAAGAGGUCUGGGAUGCUCUAACAGACAAUUACAUCCCAUCCAUCACCGAGGACUUGAGGGAUCCCAACAUUGAAGUGCUCAACGGCAAUAUCUCCGACACAGAGAUCCAUGAGAAGGAGGAGGAAGAGCUUAAUGAGAAGAGUGAAAACGAUUCUGGUAUUAAUGAGGAACCUCUACUCACAGCUGAUCAGGUGAUUGAAGAAAUUGAGGAAAUGAUGCAAAAUUCCCCUGAUCCUGAAGAGGAAGAAGAAAUUUUAGAGAAGGAUGAUGGUGGAGACACAAGCAGUCAGGCUGAUUCCAUCCUUUUGCAGGAAAUUCAGGCCUUGUCACAAAGCCUGAACAACAAUUGGUCAUGUGGAGGUUUGGGGCACAUGCCUGUCUCGGAGCUUCUGGAGCUCUUGGAUCGAGUGGAAGGUGCUAUUCAGGAUUACUCGGAGGAGCUGGUGCAGCAGCUGGCUUGCCGAGACGAGCUGGAGUUUGAGAAGGAGGUGAAGAACUCCUUCAUCACCAUCCUGAUGGAGGUGCAGAACAAGCAGAAAGAACACCGAGAGAUGAUGAAGAGGAGGAGGAAAGAAAAAGGGCUAAGUCUGCAAAACAAUCGGAUAGAAAGGGCAGCUCAGAUGCCCCUUAAGCGGUUCAGUAUGGAAGGAAUUUCAAAUAUUCUGCAAACUGGAAUCCGGCAGACGUUUGGAAAUUCAGCAACUGAAAAACAGUAUUUGAACACUGUCAUCCCGUAUGAGAAGAAAGGGGCACCUCCGUCAGUUGAGGACUUACAAAUGCUUACAAACAUUCUCUUUGCCAUGAAGGAAGACAACGAAAAAGUCCCUACGCUGCUGACUGACUACAUUUUAAAAGUUCUCUGUCCUACCUAAGCUCCACGUUCUGAGCAUCAUGAAGACAACAGGAGAUCAGGCCAGGGUGUCAUUCCAUCACAGGACUGCAUGACAUAAUGUACGCGUCUGAAUUGUGUAUUUAAGAUGUAUAGCAUUAACUGGGGUUAAAUACGAGUGAAAUUCUAUCCUUCACUGUUGGUUCUAGUCAUAGUCAACAUUGAAUGCAUGAGUGAAGGCAAGGGAUGUGCGUUCCCCCGCUCUCCUCUCUCCCCCCCCUUCUC
Thamnophis elegans (Western terrestrial garter snake) is the source of this 1705-nucleotide messenger RNA. RefSeq names its product fasciculation and elongation protein zeta 1 (gene FEZ1). The coding region runs from base 285 to 1463 and encodes 392 amino acids. The transcript is spliced from 10 exons. Gene Ontology annotation, cellular component: cytoplasm; axon. The record is from RefSeq and is a predicted model, not a curated record. Lineage: Eukaryota; Metazoa; Chordata; Lepidosauria; Squamata; Natricidae.